AUGGACCCGGGCGCAACCCUCCAGCACGAGGAUAUCCCAGCAGUAGCCCCUGGUUGGAUUGGCGACGACCCAGAGUCCUCACCAUCUGUAGUCGACGACGCUCCAGAACAUCCACCCCUUGAGAAUAGAGCAAAGCCGGAGCCUUCUCUUCAGUUCCCAGUUGAGAACGAGCAAACACACGAGCCCAUACCGCACGAGACACAUAUCAUUGACCCUAGGGGUGAUUUGUGGGUGCUCGUCCACGGCUCCGGAUCAUGCGGUGCUCCCACGCCAUUCAAAUUCCGGGUCUGCUCGCGAGCUUUGGCUAGAACAUCGUCCACGUUUGAGAAAAUGCUCUACGGUGGGUUCGCAGAGUCACGGCAGGGGGCGUCGGCCGACAACCAACAGGACUGGGAAAUCAAGCUGCCCGACGCGCCACUGGCGAUGAAACAGCUCUUUGAAAUCAUGCACUGCCGUUUCGUGGCCUUGGAAAAGCCAGGAAUUGUCCUCGACAAUCAAACGGGCGAGAUCGAAGCCAACAGAGAUGACUCGACUGAGAAUGGUGUCGAUCGGAACGAAGCGCAUGACCAUGCCAACGGGACCAGUUCAGCGAACGACAACGAGGAGCCCAGCAGUGAUGUUGCAAAUGGCGAUGAGUCCUCCCGGCCCGGGAAUGCCUCAUCAGCGCCAUGCACCGUCCUCCGUCAGCUCUAUGAUCUGGUCGUGGUUGCGGACUAUUAUGACUGCAUUGCCUGCCUCAGGCCAUGGGUUUCUUACUGGUUCAAGGGGCUCGAUCCCCAUGAGACAGAUGAAGGAGAUCUCAUGCGACGGGCCUGGAUUUACUACAUUCUGGGCCACAGGGACCGCUAUGAGCAAGCGGUUCACCAGCUUGCUAUGGAAUUCCCUCCAGAAGACAGUGAGAACGGUGAUCGAGUCCCCCCAAGUGUCCUCCCGCCCGGGUUUCUCGAAGCCAUAGCAAGGCUGCAACGGAGGACGAUCCAGGCUCUGCUUGAUAAAAUCCGGCAUACGGCAGACAUUCUGCUUCAGGCUCGAGCCACCCCACUUGGGCUUUGCAAGGGCUUCGCCAUGUCAAAGGCUGGAGGAGAAAACACACAGCCCGCGCCGAAGCGAGACAAGCUGGACUGUGAGGCGCGCAUGCUGGGCCACCUGCAACGCGAGCUGAAUAGUGCUGGUCUCUGGCCUGUACCCGCAGCUGAGCAUAUCAUUGUCUCGCCGAGAGUGCUGUUUCAGAUGAUCCAAAAGCUCUCGAACAAGAGGAAAGUUACUGUGCUCAACGCAAGCCACAGAGAUUGUGUUCUAGAUCUGGGACCCGAGGGAGGCUUUGACAGUUACAAGUAUCGCUCUACCGACGAAGAGGUCGUGCAGAUGACUCGGAAUAGGAUGGUAGUUGGUCUUGUGCUGGAAGAGGAUUGA
Messenger RNA from Microdochium trichocladiopsis, 1413 nucleotides. RefSeq lists its product as uncharacterized. The coding region runs from base 1 to 1413 and encodes 470 amino acids. Lineage: Eukaryota; Fungi; Ascomycota; Sordariomycetes; Xylariales; Microdochiaceae. The transcript is spliced from 2 exons. The record is from RefSeq and is a predicted model, not a curated record.